Messenger RNA from Theobroma umbraticum, 3275 nucleotides. RefSeq names its product WAPL (Wings apart-like protein regulation of heterochromatin) protein. The record is from RefSeq and is a predicted model, not a curated record. NCBI's taxonomy places the organism in Eukaryota, Viridiplantae, Streptophyta, Magnoliopsida, Malvales, Malvaceae.
AAUGCCAGCCCGAAAGCCCCCAAAUACCCAGAAGCUCUCUCCUCUUUGACAUAAAAGGCUAAAACCUUGUUCAUCUCUCAGCUCACCAUCCCAGAAGAGAAAGAGAGAGAGAGAGAGAGAGAGAGAGAAAGAGAAAGAGAGACCUUCUUCAUUUUCAUUUCAAAAAUCUUGAAUUCGCAAUAUAUUUUCUUUCUUUGCCCAAAAUACCCUUUUCUUUCUUUUCAAUGCCAAAUCCGAGAUAGCCCACCAGAGAGGAACCUAGCCCCCCAAACCAUGAUCGUUCGGACUUACGGUCGCCGCAACCGUGGGUUAACCAGGACAUUCUCCGACUCUCUAGACGACGACGUCUCCGACUCCCCUCCCCUCUCCCAAGAAACGGCGCCGUCUCAGGACAUCUACAGUUUCCCUUUUACCUCUCAAGAGUCCUCUUCUUUUUGGCCAUCCUCUCAAGAAUUCAACGACGACGUUUACAAGAACCAAGUAACGACCUUUAGAACAGCUCAGAGUAAUUUCGAUUUUGAUGAUUCGCGAAACGGCGUCGUCAGGAGAUCCAAGAAACAGAAGCCAAAUCAGAUCAAAAAAGAGGUAGGGUAUUCUUCUAUGCCCUGGAUUUCGUCGACUUCGACUCUAAUGGAGGCUCAAGAAUUCGGGGAAAUGAUGGAGCACGUUGACGAGGUUAAUUUCGCGCUUGAUGGGUUAAAGAAAGGCCAGCCAGUGAGGAUCAGAAGAGCGAGUCUCUUGUCUCUGCUUUCAAUUUGCGGCACAGCCCAACAGAGGAGACUUUUGAGAACUCAUGGGAUGGCAAAGACAAUAAUUGAUGCUAUUUUGGGCCUCAACUUUGAUGACACCCCAAGCAAUCUGGCUGCUGUGGCCCUUUUCUAUGUCUUAACCAGUGAUGGUCAGGAUGAGCAUCUUCUGGAAUCGCCUAGUUGCAUUCGGUUUCUAAUUAAAUUUUUGAAGCCUGUCAUCCCCACUGCUAAACAAAACAAAACAGGGAAAGUGGGCUCUAAGCUUUUGGCGUUACGCAAGGAAGCUGACAUGUCACGGGAUACAACUAAAAUGUUGGAUUCAAGCUCUGCUGCCAUUAUUUCCAAAGUUGAAGAAAUUCUUGUUAGUUGCAAGGAAAUGAAGUCAAGACAUGGGGAUGAUACUGGUUUAAGAAGGCCAGAGUUAAUACCAAAAUGGAUAGCUUUGUUGACGUUGGAGAAAGCUUGUUUGUCUAAAAUUUCACUUGAAGAUACAACUGGUACGGUAAGGAAAACUGGGGGCAAUUUCAAGGAGAAACUAAGAGAGCUUGGUGGACUUGAUGCUGUCUUUGAAGUGGCCAUGGAGUGCCAUUCUGUUAUGGAGGGUAGGGUAAAGCAGAGUUUACCUUCACCUCUUAUAGAAGAUAAAAAGGAUGUUCAGAGCCUGGUGCUGCUUUCAAAAUGUUUGAAAAUCAUGGAAAAUGCAGCAUUCCUCAGUAGUGACAAUCAGAGUCAUCUGCUAGAAAUGAAAGGCCAAUUGAACUCUGAUGGAUCUCAACUAUCUUUUACGAGGCUUGUCAUAAGUGUAAUCAAGAUUCUCUCAGGGCUUUAUCUUAAGAGUUCUUCUGCAUCAUCCAGUACUGAAAGGGAUUUUAGUAAUUCUAAAGCAAGGGGUGAUGCUGAUGAAUUGGCCCUAGCUGCAGAUUGUAAAGUGGGUAGGCAUGAUGUUAUCUCUGUCAAUUCAUCUCAAAAGUCCUCUAGCCUGGAGUGGUCCUUCUCUGAAAAGAGCUUCAAUAUAUCUCAGAGUGAUCCAGGGCCCUCCACUCAGUGUUUGGGUCGUUCUGUAUCCAGUUUUCAGAGUACACCUACGUCCACCAAUGAUAGUUACUUACUGAAGAUGAGAAUCCAUUCUUCCUUGUCCACCUCAAGUAGUGGGAAAUUAGGAAGUUCAUAUGAUGGAAUACCUGUGACAAGCAAUGGGUCAGGGACUCUUUGUGAGAGACCUGAUGAUGCAAGAGCUGGCAAAUGGCAACUUUUAGAGGAUAGUCAGGAUCCUUAUGCAUUUGGUGAAGAUGAUUUUGUGCCUUCAAAGUGGGACUUACUAUCUCGGAAACAAAAGAUACCCCGAACUAAAAAACAUGAGAAACUUGGGCUAAGAAAUGGAGAAAUCCAAGAUGAGCAUCAAUUCCAAUUUACAAUGAGCCAACAAGAAUCAAGCAAUGGGGAAAUUUGCCAGACGGAAUUUAUCAAUGAAGAAUAUCAUCAUUCUAAUGCAACUUCUGGUUCUCAAAGUGCUGAAGAAGAAUAUUCCAGCCUUCUAUCAGACUGCCUUCUUGCUGCUGUCAAGGUUUUGAUGAAUUUAACAAAUGACAACCCUCUUGGCUGUCAGCAAAUUGCUGCCUCUGGGGCCCUAGAGACCUUGUCUACAUUGAUAGCGAGCCACUUCCCUUCAUUCUGUUCAUAUUUGCCUCGCGUCAGUGAAAUGGAAGAGAAUUUCUUGUUUAAACUUCAUGACCGGAACGACAGACCUCUUACGGAUCCAGAGUGAUUCCUUGUAGCAAUACUGGGUCUGCUUGUGAACCUAGUAGAAAAGGAUGAACACAACAGAUCACGGCUUGCAGCAGCUUCUGUUUUUGUACCAAAUUCAGAAGGGUUGGCAGAGAAAAGUCGCAUGGCUGAUCCACUGCUAUGUGCCAUCUUCCUCGCGAAUCAAGGAGAAGAUGAUGCAGCUGGAGAAGUUCUGCCUUGGAAUGACGAGGCUGCUGUGCUACAAGAAGAGAAAGAAGCGGAGAAGAUGAUUUUAGAAGCCUACGCAGCUCUACUACUUGCAUUUCUUUCUACUGAAAGUAAGAGCACACGAAAUGCAAUUGCUGAUUGUCUCCCAAAUCACAGCCUGGCAAUUCUGGUACCUGUGUUGGAGAGAUUUGUGGCAUUUCAUUUUACACUAAACAUGAUUUCUCCAGAGACUCAUAAAGCUGUGGUUGAAGUGAUUGAAUCAUGUCGGAUACCGUGAGAACUGAUGAAAUAAUCUGUAUAGCCUUGUCUUGCCUUUUAGAUUAGCUGUUUGUUAUCACACAAUGCCGGUGCCCACGAGGAUGGGAUUGGGCAGCACACUGUUCUGACGACAGACCUCUAUUAUAGUUCAUUGACCCCGUUUGUUUGUUUUUACCCCACAAUUUUCCCUUUAUUUGUUUUUAUUUUUUUGACAAUAGUAUUCUUUGUAGCACUAUUCCAUCAUCUUGAUGCAGUCCAAGACUCAUGUAUAUGAAAGUUAAAGUAUAAUCAAGUAGUUUCCAAUUGUCUUGUGCA